Messenger RNA from Oreochromis aureus, 1056 nucleotides. RefSeq names its product complement C1q-like protein 4 (gene c1ql4b). The record is from RefSeq and is a predicted model, not a curated record. Bases 216 to 935 code for a protein of 239 amino acids. Gene Ontology annotation, molecular function: protein binding. The transcript has 2 exons. Lineage: Eukaryota; Metazoa; Chordata; Actinopteri; Cichliformes; Cichlidae.
CCCAGUCCUUGAAUAGCACCCCAUUUUCUUUUGUGCGUCCUGCACAAUCACAUAUUUCCCUGCUCCACCUUCUCAAUUCAGUGGUUGCUUUCUACCCAGAGUUCAGCCUGGCCGGCACAACCAUUCCAGCUAAAGGGGAGGAGGACUUCCUCACACUGGCAGCCUCACGGCUCAGCCGAAAGAAACGUGUCAUUGGGGCUGGAGUCGGCGUGGCCAUGGUUCUGGUCCUGCUGGUAGCCAUUCCCCUAUUGGUCCACACCACCAAGGGGGGAGGGUCCGGAGGAGGAGGCACGCACUAUGAGAUGCUGGGUAGCUGCAAGAUGGUGUGUGACACUUUCACCCCCCCACAGGGAGAGCUGACAGCCGUCUCCCCUCAGCCCCCAGACUUCUCAAACCGCAGGGGCAAACAGGGGUUCAGAGGAAGCCCCGGACUUCCUGGUCCUCCAGGUCCUAAAGGCCCCCCUGGAGAGCCCGGUAAGCCCGGCCCACCUGGCCCACCAGGGCCUGGACCUGGUGGUUACGGCCCUUCCUUCUACAGCCCCAAAAUUGCCUUCUAUGCCGGCCUCCGGAAGCAACACGAAGGGAGUGAAAUACUCAAAUUUGACGAUGUGGUGACCAAUGUAGGGAACUACUAUGAGCCGAGUACUGGCAAGUUCACCUGCCCUCUGCCAGGUAUCUACUACUUCACCUACCAUGUCCUGAUGAGAGGAGGUGAUGGGACGAGCAUGUGGGCAGACCUGAAGAAGAAUGGACAGGUGAGGGCCAGUGCAAUCGCUCAAGACGCAGAUCAGAACUACGACUACGCCUCCAACAGUGUUAUCCUGCACCUGGACGUGGGGGACGAAGUGUGCGUGCAGCUGGACGGGGGCAAAGUCCACGGGGGAAACACCAACAAAUACAGCACUUUCUCCGGCUUCCUCAUCUACCCUGACUGACAAUCUCCUCACAUUCCUAUACUCCCCCUCUGUAAUCAAGCAAAAAGUAUCAUCUCCUUUCUUCCUCUAACACUGCCAUAAUGUAAUUUGUCAUUUAACUGCCCUUCAAUAAAUGAAACAU